Molecule: messenger RNA, 981 nt
Organism: Camarhynchus parvulus
Lineage: Eukaryota; Metazoa; Chordata; Aves; Passeriformes; Thraupidae
Gene: CACNG7
Product: calcium voltage-gated channel auxiliary subunit gamma 7
Biological process (GO): transmission of nerve impulse; regulation of AMPA receptor activity; neurotransmitter receptor internalization
Cellular component (GO): AMPA glutamate receptor complex; postsynaptic density membrane
Molecular function (GO): channel regulator activity; voltage-gated calcium channel activity
Source: RefSeq, a predicted model, not a curated record
CGCAUCCCCGCGUGUCCGUCUGUCCUUCCUCCGUCCCCCUCCGCGUCCGUCUGUCCCCCCCCCGAUCCCCGUGUCCGUCUGUCCGUCCCGAUGGCGCCCCCGGCCCGCGGGGCAGCGACGACGCCGUGAGCGGUUCCCAGGAUGAGCUCGUGCAGCUCGCGGGCGCUGACGCUGCUGAGCAGCGUGUUCGGGGCCUGCGGGCUGCUCCUCGUGGGCAUCGCCGUCUCCACGGAUUAUUGGCUCUACAUGGAGGAGGGCGUCGUGUCCCCGCAGAACCAGAGCACCGAGGUGCGCAUGGCGCUGCACGCCGGCCUCUGGCGCGUCUGCUUCUUCGCAGGGCGGGAGAAGGGGCGCUGCGUGGCCUCCGAAUAUUUCCUGGAGCCGGAGCUGAACUUGGUCACGGAAAACACCGAAAACAUCCUCAAGACGGUGCGGACGGCCACGCCCUUCCCCAUGGUCAGCCUCUUCCUCGUCUUCACCGCCUUCGUCAUCAGCAACGUGGGGCACAUCCGGCCCCAGAGGACCCUCCUGGCCUUCGUCUCGGGCAUCUUCUUCAUCCUCUCGGGCCUGUCGCUGGUGGUGGGGUUGGUUCUCUACAUCUCCAGCAUCAACGACGAGGUGAUGAACCGCCCGGGCGGCUCCGAGCAGUACUUCCAGUACCGCUACGGGUGGAGCUUCGCCUUCGCCGCCUCCUCCUUCCUCCUCAAAGAGGGCGCAGGUGUGAUGUCGGUGUACCUGUUCACCAAGCGCUACGCGGAGGAGGAGCUGUGCCGGGCCCCGCCCCACCUGCUGCGGCCCCGCCUCAGCACCUGCUCGGGGCUCUCGGGGCAGUUCCUGCAGCCGCGGGCGUGGCCGCGCGCCCGCAGCCCCUCGGACGCCUCCUCGGACGUGUCCAUCCAGAUGACCCAGAACUACCCGCCGGCCAUCAAGUACCCCCCAGAGACCCCCCCGCACCCGCACCUGUCCACCUCGCCCUGCUAG